CCGCUCCCGCUGCCGCUCCCUCUCCCUCCGGUGCCCAGCCCGGCGGCAGCGCAGCGGCGGCGCCCGGGGGCGGCGGCGGCGGCGGCGCGGAUGCCCGGCCCGCUCCAUCCAGGAGGCGGCAGGGAUAUUAGCCGGGGGGUCUCAGCACGGCUCACCCACGGGCUGGGAGGAGCAGAGAGCGGCACAACAGCCCCUGGAGCACGACCCAACCCCGUCCACCGUGUAUGAGGCUGGGACGCAGUACGCAGGACCCGCGUCCGCAGAGACACCCCUUCCGAUGUCCCGACAUGAGACUUCUCCGACAACGGUGCAACCCGCCAGCAACCACCGCCCCAAUGCCUGCUGCUUCUGCUGGUGCUGCUGCUGCAGCUGCUCAUGGAACGAGGACCGGGAGCGAGCAUGGAGGGCAUCCCGGGAGACCAAACUGGAGCCCAUCCCUAACUGUGAAGCGUGUGCCAAACCCACACCAGAGGAGGUGCAGGGCUGGGCACAGUCCUUCGACAAGCUGAUGAAGAGCCCGGCGGGGCGCAACGUCUUCCGGGAGUUUUUGCGGACUGAGUACAGCGAGGAGAACAUGCUCUUCUGGCUGGCCUGUGAGGAGCUCAAAACCGAGUGCAACAAGCACACCAUCGACGAGAAGGCCAGGAUGAUCUACGAGGACUACAUCUCCAUCCUCUCUCCCAAGGAGGUGAGCCUGGACUCGCGGGUGCGGGAGGUCAUCAACCGGAAGAUGCAGGAGCCGUCCUCGCACACCUUCGACGAUGCACAGCUCCAGAUCUACACGCUGAUGCACAGAGACUCCUACCCCCGCUUCCUGAACUCUGCCAUAUACAAAUCGCUGCUCCAGAGCGUCUCCCACUCCUCCUCGGAGUCCUAAGGGCGCCCACCGGCUGCGGGGACACUGAUGGGGACACAGUGGCUGGAGGGGCUUGGUGCCUCCUCACCUCCGCCACCUUCCUGCUGGCCCCCACGAAGUUUUUAGCUUUUUACCUAUGAACUGUCACCCCGGUGUCUGGGCCACGCUCCAGGACUGUCCCCGAGGCACAGCCCGGGCCAGCUCAUACUACUGAACCCUUGCCCCGUCUCCGCCGCUGGCCGGAGCGAGCUGGGGGAGCUCACGGGAGAGCGCCCGGGACCCCGUUUCCCCCACACCCUGUUUUGAAGAGGUCACUUUAUCCCAUCUCCACCACACCCAGGGACACGGCACAUCCCCAUUUCCCACCUGAGACCCAGCUGGGGACUGAGUUGGGGGUUUUUCUGAGGUGGGGGGGAGGUCAAUUGUUGUUUGGUUUGUUUUGGGUUUUUUUUUACUUUUAAUUUUAAAUGCUCUUUCGGUUGGCUUUUACUGGGGGACUUGAGGGGCGGGAGGGGGGUUUGAGAAGUGUCUCUGUACAUAUAAAAACUUGUCAGGUUUACAUCA
Molecule: messenger RNA, 1420 nt
Organism: Pseudopipra pipra
Lineage: Eukaryota; Metazoa; Chordata; Aves; Passeriformes; Pipridae
Gene: RGS19
Product: regulator of G protein signaling 19
Exons: 6
Coding region: 278-877 (199 amino acids)
Source: RefSeq, a predicted model, not a curated record